UACUGUCGUGGAACAAAGAUCUGAGACACAGCAUCGCCACCGCCGCAACCACCCGCACGCUCGCGGCCUCGCGCAGACGGCACACACUCCACUCUCCUCCUUCCCCCCCGCCCCGGAUUCCAGAUCUGAGCGGCCAUCGUGCCUAAAUUCCCCGCCUGAUCCGAAACCUAGCUCCGCGAUUCCAAUGCGCAGGGGCUCUGUCGAGGCGGCGCUCCGCCGCCGGCGGUCGCCGGCGCGGCUGUGGGUCGGCGUAAGUGCGCUCAUCGUUUGCACAAUUUGGCUCUGGUCCUCCUCCGCCGGCCUCGCCCUCGCCUCCUACAAGGCCCAGGAUGUUGAUGUAAAUAAGUUGUGGAGAACUGCAGAUUCAAAUGGUUGGAGAGCAUCUUCUGCACCACGAUCAUAUUGGCCUCCCCCGCCAACUGAGUCAGAGACUAAUGGGUACUUGCGUGUCCGGUGCAAUGGUGGCUUGAACCAACAACGUACUGCUAUAUGCAAUGCUGUCGUUGCUGCACGAAUAAUGAAUGCUACACUUGUGCUGCCAGAAUUAGAUACAAAUUCUUUCUGGCAUGAUGAGAGUGGUUUUGUGGGUAUUUAUGAUGUUCCCCACUUCAUCAAGACAUUGAAAUAUGAUGUCCAUAUUGUUAUGAGCGUCCCAGAAAUCACUACAAAUGGUAAAACUAAGAAGCUGAAAGCCCACCAGAUCCGGCCACCUCGAGAUGCUCCACUAGCUUGGUAUACAACAGUUGCCUUGGAGAAAAUGAAGAAUUACGGGGCUAUCUAUUUAACUCCAUUUUCCCAUCGAUUGGCAGAAGAUAUCAAUGAUGCAGAGCUCCAGAGAUUGCGAUGCAGGGUGAAUUAUCAUGCAUUACGAUUCAAGCCACACAUCAUGAAAGCAAGUAGCGAGAUAGUGAAUAAGCUCCGAUCAGAAGGCCAUUUCAUGUCAAUUCAUCUACGGUUUGAGAUGGAUAUGCUUGCUUUUGCUGGGUGCGUUGAUAUAUUUACAGCUCAAGAGCAGAAAAUUCUGAUCAAGUACCGCAAGGAAAAUUUUGCAGAAAAAGAACUUGUCUAUAGGGAAAGACGACUCAUUGGAAAAUGCCCUUUAACCCCAGAAGAGGUAGGCCUUAUUCUCCGUGCUAUGGGAUUUGAUAAUACAACUCGCAUCUACCUUGCUUCUGGCGAGCUCUUUGGUGGGAAACGCUUCAUGAAGCCAUUUAAAUCUAUGUUUCCGCACUUAGAAAACCACAGCUCGGUUGGACCAGCAAAGCUGGAAGAAAAUACCCGAGGUCUGGCGGGCUCUGCAGUUGAUUACAUGGUCUGUCUCCUAUCUGACAUUUUUAUGCCCACGUAUGAUGGUCCAAGCAACUUUGCAAACAACCUCAUGGGGCACCGCCUAUACUAUGGUUUUCGGACAACUGUCACACCAAAUAGGAAGGCUCUUGCUCCGAUAUUCAUGGACAGGGAGGAUGGCCGCACAACUGGUUUUGAGGAACGCCUGAGGCAGGUCAUGUUUAACUCGCAUUUUGGUGGCCCCCACAAGCGCACUCAUCCAGAAUCUUUCUACACAAACUCCUGGCCGGAGUGCUUUUGCCAGAUGAACCCUAGGAAACAUGCUGACGAAUGCCCACCAGAUAAUAUAUACGAGGUUCUGGAGAACCAGUUUCAGAGUCAACAGAGUGAAGAAGGUACAGAAGAAGUGAAAGCCACUAAUCGAACCGACUCAACCAGUCAAACAGAAGAGCUCAUGAUUUAACUGAGAAGCCAAACAAUUAUUGUCUGAGAGCACGACAUUGUAUCAUCUGUCGUGAACCAGGAUAUCACAUUUUCGAUGAAUGGAUAGAUGAAUUGCCCAAGAUGACCAUAGGAACACAGAGCUGUUGUUUCCAGUAGGAGCUAUUAGGACUUAGAGAAUGAAGGCAGAAGUACGAGAGCAGUGAACCGGAUGUUAGGUUUGGUCAAACAGGGAUAUUGGAGAGAAAACCAUACAUAUCUGAAAUAGCAUCUGUUCUUUUGCUGAUGAUAUGAAUGAUGAUAAGGCGGCAAUGGGUGGAAAUCUUUCUACAGGAUGCAUAGCAGAAAUGUGUAAUAACUAACUGUACCAGCCUAUGUGCGUUUUCCACUGUUGUGCAUAUCCAUUUUCUGUCUACCAGAUGUGUUCUCUAGUGGCUAUUUUCUUGAGUGCUCAAUUGUGCGUUUCUGUGUCUUUCUUGAUUUUGGCUUUAAAUCGAAUGUUCAAGUUUUGGUU
Molecule: messenger RNA, 2242 nt
Organism: Brachypodium distachyon (stiff brome)
Lineage: Eukaryota; Viridiplantae; Streptophyta; Magnoliopsida; Poales; Poaceae
Product: O-fucosyltransferase 1
Exons: 9
Coding region: 185-1750 (521 amino acids)
Cellular component (GO): endosome; trans-Golgi network; cytoplasm
Source: RefSeq, a predicted model, not a curated record